Linum trigynum is the source of this 846-nucleotide messenger RNA. Lineage: Eukaryota; Viridiplantae; Streptophyta; Magnoliopsida; Malpighiales; Linaceae. The record is from the annotation of a GenBank genome assembly.
AUGUUGCAGCUGAACUCGCUAGCUCCUUCUCAAUUGAGUACCCAAAACCCUAAAAUUCCCCCUCAGCAUUCUCUCUCCUCAUCACAGUCUCACGGAAGCUUUCCCAUUCCUGCCAAAAGAUGCGACCUUUCUUUCGCUAGAAAAGCCAGUAAGGGCGGGAAGCUCGCCGUGAAGUGCCGCCAGUCGUAUUUCGACCAGCAGAACUUCAGCAACAGUUCCGGGACUACUUCAGGGAAUAGUUCUUUUGCUUCGCGGUCCCAGGGCGCUUCAAAUGCUGGGGAAUCGCCUGCUAGGGUUUAUGUGGGACAUUCGAUAUACAAAGGGAAGGCUGCACUUACGGUGGAGCCUCGAGCACCGGAAUUCACAGCACUAGACUCGGGAGCAUUCAAGCUUGUCAGGGAAGGUUUUGUGCUGUUGCAAUUCGCUCCUGCAGCUGGAGUUCGCCAGUAUGAUUGGGGAAGAAAGCAGGUAUUUUCCUUGUCGGUUGCAGAAAUUGGAACUGUAGUGAGUCUCGGUGCGAAAGACUCCUGUGAAUUUUUCCAUGAUCCUAAUAUGGGGAAAAGCGAUGAAGGUAAGAUCAGGAAGGUAUUGAAGGUAGAACCACUCCCAGAUGGUUCAGGCCACUUCUUUAACCUAAGUGUCCAGAACAGACUCUUGAACAUGGACGAGAGCAUUUACAUUCCAGUUACAAGGGCAGAGUACACUGUCCUUGUCGCAGCUUUCAAUUACAUCUUGCCGUACCUGAUAGGCUGGCAUGCAUUCACAAAUUCACUAAAACCAGGCGACUCGACCAAACCAAACAACGCCAGCCCGAAGUUUGGAGCAGACUACGAAUGGAGCAAGUAG